Messenger RNA from Ostreococcus tauri, 1329 nucleotides. Its product is annotated as unnamed product. NCBI's taxonomy places the organism in Eukaryota, Viridiplantae, Chlorophyta, Mamiellophyceae, Mamiellales, Bathycoccaceae. The transcript has a single exon. The record is from RefSeq and is a predicted model, not a curated record. Bases 1 to 1329 code for a protein of 442 amino acids.
AUGGAGACGCGCGCGAGAGAGGGAAACGCCGAGGUGGACGCGAGUGAGGGGAGCAGGGCGUCGAGCGCGGCGGCGCGGGCGCUGAGACCGAGUUUUUUGGCGGCGCGAAGAGGAUCGCGGUUCGCGCAUCAAGAAUUCGUCCGACUGUGCGCGGACGCGGCGCGACGAGGGACGCUCACCGUCGGGGACGCGCGCGUGGAGGCGGCGCUCAUGGGGUUGAGCGCGGAGGCGAGGAUGGGGCAGAGUGAGCAGGAUGCGUUCGCGAGCGCGGUGGCGAUGGUGAUAUUGACGCUUCGGCGGUUCGACGACGCGUUCGACGCGAGCGCCGAGAUCGAUCCCGAGGCGCGGGGGAUGUUGAAAUACAUCGAGAUGACGAAUAAGAACGCGGACGAGGGGCACACGUUGCGUCGCAUGGAGCUCGAGCGGAGGUUUUUAAAUCCAGAGAGCGCGCGAAGGGCUCCGGCGCCGCACGAGACCAUCAUGCGUAUGAACUGUAAGCUCACGCUCUUGACGCGCGAGAUGAUCGAGCACGAGCGAGGGAUCACGAGUGCGAGACGUGAGCUCGAGGCUUUGAGCGCCUCGGUGUCCACGGAGAGAACGGAGGUGAUUGAGAUCGAGACAAAGCAGCAGCUCGCGCUCGGGUGGUGCACUCGCGAGCGCACCCCGGCGCGCGCGCUGGCGUCGGACAUGCUCGUCGCCUUCUUCAGUGUGCUCACGGGACAUCCCGUUGGAUAUAGGGCGUUCGUUCGCGCCGCGCGCACGGCGUACGAGAGCGGGAUCUCGGCCGAUGAGAUCACCGCCGCGCUCGACGGAGCCGAGUUGGACGUGGAGGGCACGCGUCGGGGCAUGUUCGGACGCGCCUCGGACGCGCCAAAGCUCUUCGCCGGAUUCGUCUCGACGGCGUACGUUGCGUUCGAGGCGCAAGGUCUGCCCCUUCCGCCAGCCGCGAAUGGGGACGAGGAUUUAUACGCGUACGCCAACUACCCGCGGGCGAUCGACGAAACCGGCGUCGAGAGAGAGGAAGAGAGUGACGACAAGAAGCGGGCGUUUUCCCGUGGUUUACGACAGGCUGUCGAACUUUGGCUCACGAUGGAUCGCGAAGAACUCGCGAACCAGGUUCAGGCAUCGCUGUCCAUGGAUGAGGGCGACGACGAUGUCGCGAAGCAGCCGUUUGAAACGGGAACACCGCCGCCGCCGGGAGACGACGAGUCUUUCGGCGUCGUUCGCGAUGAUUCGCUCAGUAGGUCUUCGAUCACGAUCGAAACGCUUCGCAAUCAGAAGAACAUCGUGAGUUUCGUCCGUGACGAGCUCGCGCGCGAUGCGAGGUGA